GAGCUCUCAUGGCUCGCACUUGUCCUCGUACCAGCCUAUUUUGCCCUCUCUCUCUCUGUCUAUCUUUCCUCAUUCCCACUGCUGCUCACACUCCUCUAACCCUCUGCGAACCCUAUGCCUAGCCCCACACACCAUGGCCUCCAACCACCUCAACGGUGACUCCCACAUCCUCCACCACCCCAAAAAACCCAAACUUUCUUCCUCUUCCACUUCCACUUCCCUCAUCACUCCCUCUGAAAUCCAAUCGGAAUUCUGCCACCAUGAUCCCUCCAUCGCCCGCAUCAACAACGGCAGUUUCGGUUGCUGUCCGACCUCCGUUAUCAAGGCCCAACAGGUCCUACAGCUCGAAUUUCUCCGCCAACCCGACCACUUCUACUUCAACUGCCUCAAGGAGGGGAUUCUAAAAUCUAGGACAGUCAUUAAACAGCUCAUCAACGCCCGCCACGUCGACGAGGUCUCCAUCGUCGACAACGCCACCACCGCUGCCGCCAUCGUCCUCCAACGUGUCGCCUGGGCCUUCGCUGAGGGCCGUUUCGACAAAGGUGACGUCGCGAUUAUGCUUCACUACGCCUACGGUGCUGUCAAAAAAUCCAUCGAGGCAUAUGUCACCCGCGCCGGCGGGUGCGUCAUCGAGGUACAAAUGCCCUUUCCUGUUAAUUCCAACGAUGAAAUUAUCCAUGAGUUUAGGAAGGCAUUAGAGAGAGGGAAAGAGAACGGGAGGAAAAUUAGGCUGGCUGUGAUUGAUCAUAUCACUUCCAUGCCGUGCGUGGUGAUCCCUGUGAAGGAACUGGUCAAGAUUUGUAGGGAAGAAGGUGUUGACCAGGUUUUUGUGGACGCGGCCCAUGCCAUUGGGUGCACUGAUGUUGAUAUGCAAGACAUUGGGGCCGAUUUCUAUACAAGCAACUUGCACAAGUGGUUCUUUUGCCCACCUUCCAUUGCUUUUUUGUAUAGUAGGAGCUCGCCCAAGUGCUUGGACUUGCAUCACCCUGUUGUUUCUCAUGAGUAUGGAAAUGGGUUGGCCGUGGAAAGUGCUUGGAUUGGAACUAGAGACUACAGUGCACAAUUGGUGGUUCCAAAAGUUUUGGACUUUGUUAAUAGGUUCGAAGGCGGUAUAGAAGGGAUCAAGAAGAGGAAUCAUGAUAAUGCUGUGCAGAUGGGGCAGAUGUUGGCCAAAGCGUGGGCCAAUCUCGGGUGUCCUCCGGAGAUGUGCGCAAGCAUGAUCAUGGUUGCGUUGCCGGUUUCUUUGGCAAUCUCAAGUGAUUCGGACACUUUAAAGUUAAGGGCACAUUUGAGGGAGAAUUUUGGUGUGGAAGUGCCACUAUACUACCGGGCACCAAAAGAUGGUGAGGUUGGCGUGAUAACUGGGUACGCACGGAUCUCCUAUCAAGUCUACAAUAAAUUCGAGGAUUACACCAAGUUCAGGGAUGCAAUUAACAAACUUGUUUGUGAUGGUUUCACUUGCAAUCUUCUUUCUAUUUGAAGAGGGCCCAGGAAAGCUUUGGGCACUGAAACGACAUUGGUGGGAAUUUUGUGGGCAAGUAUUUGUCACACUUAAAUUGAAGUAUUUGUCUCCUAAAGUUCUUGCUUUCACGGUCAUAAACCACCAUCUCCUCAAUGCAAAAGCACAAGCAAUCUUCAACGAUUCUCUUCUCU
Molecule: messenger RNA, 1653 nt
Organism: Juglans microcarpa x Juglans regia
Lineage: Eukaryota; Viridiplantae; Streptophyta; Magnoliopsida; Fagales; Juglandaceae
Product: probable L-cysteine desulfhydrase, chloroplastic
Source: RefSeq, a predicted model, not a curated record